AUGGCGAAAGGAAGAAGGAGUGCACCCAUUGGCAUAUAUCCCUCCGAAGACCCUCAACCAGUCCAAAGGCCCACACAAGAAGCCAUUGAGGGCAUAGUAGAGCCGACCCUUGAAAUGAACGGCGGUCACACCGAGCCCACACAUGAGAUGAACGGCCAGGGCAGCGUUGAUCCCAACCAUAUGAUGAACGGUGCGACCAGCGGCGAGCCCGCACUUAUAAUGAACGGCGAUGCCAGCGGUGUUCCCGCAUUGAAUGGCGUGGGCAGCAUCGAGCACGCAAAUGAUAUGAACGGCGAGAGUACAGUUGAGCUCCCGCAAAACAAUACCGAAGCGAUCCCCGAAAGCAGCGAGCCAGCUGAUGAAUCAAAUGAGAGGUUCUAUAACGCACAUGCCAGCGGCACCCGCUCGGCUCCGUGCCUAUCUCCCGUAUGGGGAGUCUGUGUAAUCGCCCCGGAGCAGCGCCUAGAUGAUUUCAUGCUAUAA
Messenger RNA from Aspergillus luchuensis, 483 nucleotides. RefSeq lists its product as uncharacterized. Lineage: Eukaryota; Fungi; Ascomycota; Eurotiomycetes; Eurotiales; Aspergillaceae. The transcript has a single exon. The coding region runs from base 1 to 483 and encodes 160 amino acids. The record is from RefSeq and is a predicted model, not a curated record.